AUGAGUUUCUUCCGUGGCGGGCUUGUGGUGGAAGGCGACGACCAGGUGCUGGUGGACCUCCUGACCGGCAAGGAGAUGCAGACCCGCAUACCGCUGUCCAUGCAACAGGAGAUCAAGACUCUGCUUGCGCACUUCUCGACGUACGAGCUGCAGCACAUAUACCGCGAGGGCAACCAGGUCGCCCACGUCCUGUGCAAAGAAGCAUACCAGCGACCGGGGGUGUGGAGGAGCGGGAUCGUGCCGCACGCCGUGUGGGAGAAGGCGCUCGAAGACAUGCAUGGCGUGGCGCACGAGCGGAUCUGCAAGAAGAAGAACCAGUGGUAG
Molecule: messenger RNA, 324 nt
Organism: Triticum turgidum subsp. durum (durum wheat)
Lineage: Eukaryota; Viridiplantae; Streptophyta; Magnoliopsida; Poales; Poaceae
Source: the annotation of a GenBank genome assembly